Molecule: messenger RNA, 555 nt
Organism: Blastomyces dermatitidis ER-3
Lineage: Eukaryota; Fungi; Ascomycota; Eurotiomycetes; Onygenales; Ajellomycetaceae
Exons: 5
Coding region: 1-555 (184 amino acids)
Source: RefSeq, a predicted model, not a curated record
AUGAUAAAUCUUUCAUCAUAUUCUAUUCUAUUGAGUAAACAUCUUCAUGGUGCGGCGGCGGCCUUCGUGGCUGUCAAGAAAGCCAGGUUGAAGGUGGCAGUGUCAAUGAGCCGCGGGAGCACUGCUCUCAUUGCCACACCUCCUCCUGCUUCUCUUGCAGCCGCGGCGGAAGUUGCUGUGCCCUGCAGUGGGAUAUCAUCCCUUCUGCCAGCCGGUGUGUCUGUGUCCAGUUCAUCCCCUGCCCCCCCCGCCGCUGUUGCGACGCCGCCCCCCCCAACCAACACAGUGAUUUCCCCUCCCAUGGCGCGCCCGAGCCCUGCUCAGAAUGCUGCUGGGUUGGGUCCGCAGAGUCCUGCAGUUCCUUCAUCUUCUCUCUGUGAGAAGGCUCCAGUGCAGCCUCUGGCCAGCACUGCUACUUGUCUACACUGUAUCAAGCAGUUGAAGAAGAAGGGGAUUCUAUUUCAGAUGCUCAAGCAGUACAGAGCAAGAGUCUCAGAGCUUCAAGUGUUAAUGAAUUCUAUCAAGGCUGGAGAGAUCUCUCUUGCUCAUCUGUAA